This is a messenger RNA of Pan troglodytes (chimpanzee), 4217 nucleotides long. RefSeq names its product hydroxylysine kinase (gene HYKK). Gene Ontology annotation, molecular function: amino acid kinase activity. The transcript has 5 exons. Lineage: Eukaryota; Metazoa; Chordata; Mammalia; Primates; Hominidae. The record is from RefSeq and is a predicted model, not a curated record. The coding region runs from base 152 to 1273 and encodes 373 amino acids.
AAUCAGAAGUCAGGACUCGCGGGGCUUGGAGGAGGGGCGCGGGCGCUGCGGCCCCUGCUCUACCUCCUAGCGCCAGUGCGCGGCCGAGGCCGCACUACCUGUCUGCGGGAAAGCGGGAUCCACCCCAGGACGUCGGGUCGCUGCCGACAUAAUGUCAAGUGGAAAUGAUCAGCAGUCAGAGGCUCUUAGCAAACCCACUUUCAGUGAGGAACAAGCCUCUGCGUUAGUGGAGUCAGUGUUUGGGUUGAAAGUUUCCAAGGUCCGGCCACUUCCUAGCUAUGAUGACCAAAACUUUCAUGUCUACGUUUCAAAAACCAAAGAUGGCCCAACUGAAUAUGUCCUCAAAAUAAGCAACACCAAGGCUAGCAAAAAUCCAGACCUGAUUGAAGUGCAGAAUCACAUCAUCAUGUUUCUGAAAGCCGCUGGAUUUCCAACAGCCUCUGUGUGUCACACUAAAGGAGACAACACAGCUUCUCUCGUGUCUGUAGAUAGUGGCUCUGAAAUCAAAAGCUACGUGGUGAGGCUGCUAACUUACCUCCCAGGAAGACCCAUCGCUGAGCUUCCCAUCAGCCCCCAGCUAUUGUAUGAAAUUGGAAAACUAGCUGCCAAAUUGGAUAAGACACUGCAGAGAUUCCAUCACCCAAAGUUAAGUAGUCUUCAUCGGGAGAACUUCAUCUGGAAUCUGAAAAAUGUUCCUCUUCUGGAGAAAUACCUGUAUGCCCUGGGCCAGAAUCGAAACCGAGAGAUUGUUGAGCAUGUCAUUCAUCUGUUCAAGGAGGAAGUAAUGACCAAAUUAAGUCAUUUUCGAGAAUGUAUCAAUCAUGGAGAUCUUAAUGACCAUAAUAUUUUAAUAGAGUCCAGCAAGUCAGCCUCUGGAAAUGCUGAAUAUCAAGUGUCUGGGAUUUUAGACUUUGGUGACAUGAGCUAUGGCUACUAUGUGUUUGAAGUGGCAAUUACCAUCAUGUACAUGAUGAUUGAAAGCAAGAGUCCUAUACAAGUAGGAGGCCAUGUCCUUGCAGGGUUUGAAAGCAUCACCCCACUGACAGCUGUAGAGAAGGGUGCUUUGUUUUUACUUGUAUGCAGUCGUUUUUGUCAGUCACUUGUCAUGGCUGCAUACUCUUGCCAGCUAUACCCAGAGAACAAAGACUAUCUCAUGGUUACUGCAAAAACCGGGUGGAAACACUUACAGCAAAUGUUUGACAUGGGUCAGAAAGCUGUAGAAGAAAUCUGGUUUGAAACUGCCAAAUCCUAUGAAUCUGGGAUCUCCAUGUGACUGAGAUCUCCAUGUGACUCAAAGUUCACUUUAACUUGGGUAAUUAAAAUGGGACCCAAUCAAAUUUUAGGAAGGAUUUUCCUGCAUAGUUAAAAAUCAACUGAUGGAAUGGAUCAAUUCUGAAUAUGACAGAGCACAUGAAAUCCCUAAGGUCUUCAAGCAAUCUCAUGACAAUUUUUUAAAAUUCACAAAAGUACCACAAGCAAGCAUAUUUUUCUGUGAGUCUCACUUGCCAUGUCUAUAAAACACAUAUAAGGAUACCAUUUUGAAUCAGAUAAUCUCACAAGAUCUAUUCCAGCCCUGAGAUUAAUGACUUUUUUAAUUUUAAAAAUAAUAUAUACAUAUCGAUAUAUUGACAUAUUUUAAAUAUCUGGACAUAACAUACUGACCUAGAUAACAUACUACCAGUUCUAUGAAACCUCCUCUGAUCUCUCCUUUCUCUAGAAUCCCAGUGCAUUGUGUCUUUUUCAUGGCCCAUCACUUUGUAUAAUGGAUCGUGGUUGUGCAGUCAUCUUGCCUGAGAGCUACUGAGGGCGGAGACCAUGUAAAACUUAUUUUUGUCUCCUCAGCCCUUCUUUUUUUUUUUUUUUUUUUUUUGCGACAGAGUCUCGCUCUGUCGCCCAGGCUGGAGUGCAGUGGCACGAUCUCGGCUCAUUGCAAGCUCCGCUUCUCGAGUUCACGCCAUUCUCCUGCCUCAGCCUCCUGAGUAGCUGGGACUACAGGUGCCCACCACCACACCUGGCUAAUUUUUUUGUAUUUUUAGUAGAGACAGGGUUUCACCAUGUUAGCCAGAAUGGUCUCGAUCUCCUGACCUUGUGAUCCACCCGCCUCGACCUCCCAAAGUGCUGGGAUUACAGGCAUGAGUCACCGUGCCCGGCCUCCUCAUCCCUUCUUAUCACACCUGCUAUUAUAGUGCCUUUCCUACAGAGGUCUUUAAAAAUAUUUGAAAAUAAAUGGGUGCUAGAAGAAGGGAUGGAGAAGGCACACACUAAGAUGCUUUAGCAGAAAGCAUAGACAGCAUUCUUGGAGAAAAAAUUUUAACUUGUCUGAGAGGGUGGUUGAAACUGGAACUCCAGAGAUAGAUGCUGGAAGACCCUGGGAACUGCAAGGAAGCAAAUAAUGACAUCCAGGCAAGGCCACUAACCCCUGAGCUACUUAAAUAUAAUGGUUCCUUUCAGACUGAUACCAGGAACCUCCUUAAGCAUAUAUUUUUUAAUUCUCUAUAAUUUGUUUCUUUUUGGAUGACUAUGAAGUAGAUUGGGUAGACUGAAGCUCACUGUAUACUUGCCUGAAGGUAUCCCACUGUGUUUCCUUCACUGGUUUCUCUUCAUGUCUCCUUUAGUAUGAUUUAGUAAAUGGCUGUUUACUAUUCUUAUGAUUUCAACUAUUCAUUGUCUACAGAUGACUCGAGUCUAGAACCCUGGCCAUUCAAAUACUCAAUAGUUAUCUUUCUAUAUAUAUGAACAGGCAUUGAUCCUAUCUCCAUCUUUCUGUCUACCUACCUAGUCUUCCCAAACUAGAUAUUUCUCUAAAUUGUCUUCUAUGGUUCAUUUUUCACUUCUUUGUCUCUCGAUUUCAUUUCAUUUCAUUUCUUUUUCUUUUCUUUUUUUUUUUUUUUUUGGUGGUGGGGCGGCAGGGACAGGGUUUCACUGCAGCCUCAACCUCCUAGGCUCAGGUGAUCCUCCCACCUCAGCCUCCCUAGUAGCUGGGACUUCAGGCAUGUGCCACCAUGCCUGGCUAAUUCUUUAAAUUUUUUGUAGAGAUUGGGGUAAUACCUAUCUCAUAGAGUUAAUAGAGUUCAUUGUGAAGAUUUCAUAAGAGAACAGUGCCAAGUGCUUGACACAGUGUGUGGCACAUAGUUAGGACUCAGUAACUAUUUACUCAAUAAAUGAACCAUAAUCCAGGUUACCCAAACUCAAAAUAUUGGAGUAAUUUUUUGCUUGCCUCUCUUAUAUUCAGUAGCCCUACUGGUUUUUAGAAUCGUAGAAUUUUAGGAAUCUCUGUCUUUACUGGAUUUUUUGUUUGUUUUGGGGUUUUUUGUUUGUUUGUUUGAGAUUGGGUCUCACUCCGUCACCCACGCUGGAGUGCAGUGGUGUGAUCACAGCUCACUGCAACCUCUACCUCCUGGGCUCAAGCAAUCCUCCCACCUCAGCCUCCUGAGUAGCUGGGACUACAGGCAUGUGCCACCAUGUCCAACUAAUUUAUUUUAUUUUGUAGAGAUAGGGUCUCACUAUGUUGCCCAGGCUGGUCUCAAACCCCUGGACUCAAGCAAUCCUCCUGCCUUGGCCUCCCUAAAUGCUAGGAUUAUAGGUGUGAGCUAUCGUACCCAGCCUGUGUUGUUUUUUAACAAUAUAUAAUAAAAGCCAACAUUUAUUCAGUACUAAAGUAUUUUAUACACAUUAACUCACUUAAUUUUUACAACAAACCCAUGUGCAAGUACUGUUAUAAUUAAUCGUCAUUUUCAGAUAAGAAAAUAGCAGCUGAAAAAGUAAAAAUAAUUUCCUCAAAGACAGCCAGGGCUUAAAUCAGGCCUUUCUGAUGUAGACCAUGCUCUUCACUACCACAGAGUUCCAUGCUACUUUCUCUCCCUCUCCCUCCUCUCCUGUCCCUGCUACACACACACACACACACGCACACUCACUCACACACACUAGGAGGAACAAAUGAGAUCAUUCACAUGAAAGCACUUAUGUUUCUGAAAUUUAAGGGACUGUGGUUUUUAUCUAGGUUGACCACUCAAGCUAAAAACUGGGAACCAGAAUAAAGGACUGAAACUUGGGUUUCACUUCCAGACCAGUGUUGAUCCUCUGAAUUGAUGAAACUGUAUAGAUUUCCCUCUUGAUUGCCCCUGCUAACAUGGAUUUCCUUUCACUCAAUUCCUAAUGCAAAUAUUGCUGACCACUGUUUAGAUGUUUACAUGCUGCAUUACAUUGAUAUUUUACUA